AUGUCUUCUGAAAAACUUUGUGACAGACGCGAAGGUUUGCUACUUCUUUCAGCGAAUCCAAAGUUUUGUGCGGGAGUGAAAUUCCCGGGUUUGACGAAUCGAGUAGUGUCCGAUUCUCUUUACCAGGAACUCCCUUCAGAAGAAGGAAAGGGUGUAGCUCUGGAUGUGGUGGAGCAGGCAACCAUGCCAGACCCUUUUGAAUGGACUCUGGGUGUACAACCAGGCUGCCCCAAGGCAACCAUGGACCCCGAAAUCAAAUUAUUUGGACAGACCAUAGGCGUGGCUUCAAGUCGCGCUGAUGCAGGUGCCGAUGCAGGAGUUCUCAAACCGACGAGUGCUAGUCCGCCGUGGAACACAGCACGGUCAUCCAAGCAGGAUGGAGGGGACAGUUCGCUCUUCAGGAAUGAGAACGAAGGUGGAGUGGUCGAGAAACUCAGAACUGCCAGAAGUAGCAGCAGGGAUGAGUUCUUGCAGCCUCCAAAGUCCACUGAACUGGUUCCAGGGAACAGGUCUACUAUGAUAUUCUCUCUCGGUGCUAGUGACAGUGAAGGGGCUCAUUCAGAUGAGCUCAAGGAUCAGGGUGAAGGUGACCAUAGUCAGUACCUGGGUGAUGACAAGCACCUCCAAAAACCCGACAAAGUGGUGUCUUGCCCUCGAUGCGAUAGUUUAGAAACUAAAUUCUGUUACUACAAUAAUUACAACAUCAACCAGCCGCGUCACUUCUGUAAAAAUUGCCAGCGGUACUGGACUGCAGGAGGAACUUUGCGGAACGUGCCAGUAGGGGCCGGGAGGAGGAAGAACAAACACGGUGUGGUGCAGCGCGACUGUACCGAGGCCUCUGUUAACUGCUCGAUUCAAAGUGAUUCCAGCGACUCUGCUUCCCAGUUAUUGCCCUGCGCUCUUGGAUCGCCAACGAGCCAGAAAGCAGGGUCAUCGCUCAAGCAUUCCCAGCCCAAAAGGUUGGUUGGACAGGGCUCUCCCAUGCGGAGCCCUAGGAGCACGAUGUCGUUCAGUCAAGACAGUGGAAUUACUCUGCCACCUCCAUUCUCGCUACAUCGGAACGGCCCAAUUCCUUAUCAGUCGUUUUCAUCUAGCCAAGGAUUCUUGACCUCAGGUUCUGAAGUGUAUACGGUGGGAAGUUCCGAUUCCUCAUCCGUGACGAUAGGGCAGAGGAUUGCACGCUUUCCUUCAGUAAAUGGAAUGGACAAAGACUGCAGUAGAUCCUCACUCAGCGGGCAACUGCAAGCUACCCAUAGCUUGCGGUCGAUGACAACUGUUUAUAAUCCAUCGUUGCAGCUGGAGUCGUCUUCCGGGAUGCACAGAUCCGUCCUCCCACCUGGCAGCAGUGGCUGGCCUGGCAACGGUGCACCUGCUGGGUUGCACAGUGGGGAAUGGCCUCAUAAUCAUCUUGAAUUGGACGGGAAACACUCCACUCAAGUUGUCGGGACUACUUAUAAUACUGCCACGACUUUGCCCGCAACCUCAUCUUGGAGUGCCGCUAAUGCGCAGUGGGGAGCAACACAAUGGGGUGCUGGUGUUAGUCAUUUGUCAAACCCAGCUCAAAUGCCUACUCAAGUGUGGCCUGGUGGGCAACAACCCAUGGCGCCAAAUGCUACCCCAUUGGACCACUCUGUUGUUGCAGUAUUAUCAACUCUCGGGAAGCGUGGAUUGUCUGACGAGGGCAGUUCCAUGUGGCCUUCAAAAGCUCUACGACCGCACGGCUCGAGAAGCUUAAAUUCGUGGUCGAUGUCUGGGAAGGAUCAGUCCGAAGUGAACAGCAGCGGGAACGCCUUGAAUCUGUUCCGCCCAAAGCUAGAGAUUGGUGUUGCUUGUGAAACAAAAGAUAGUUUCGUGUCCAGGCACUUCACAACUGUGCCACCAGCACGGCCAGUGCCGUUUCAAGUAACGAUUUGAGUGAGCAUUGUCACGUGCACUGGUGAUUAAAUUCCUUGUGCAGUCUUGAUGCCCUUCAAAUUCUCCUAUAAGGCUAUACCGAAAAUGUAUUGUUGGCGACCUCUGACACUGUUAUGCGAGGAGAAAGGGGCAUGGGGUGAUCAUGAAUUCUGCACGUUUUUCAGGAACCUCGAUGCGCUCGCGUGCUAGGCCACCUUCAGUUUUGCCUGCCUCAAUUUUGUUGCAAGAGUUCCAGCUUGUCGUUUUCCAUAAAUACCGUAGUGACUCAAGGGAUGGAGUGUGAAAUCGCCAACAUUUUGUCACCCUCUUCUCCUGAAAUAUCUACCGGAUUAUUACCUACAGUGUCCUUUUUGGUAAUGCUGGCUAAAGGCUGCAUUUUUCUAAAUCGACAGUAGCUUUUCACGUAUGUAGCCGACCUCCAAAACUUCAGACCUGUAUGACCUGCUGAUAUAGAACAGCUGCUUUCUUUUUCUUUUCUUCCAUGUUUUGAUAAUACGUAUUUUCAUGUAAUUUUGAGGUCAAAGCUGAUGCUUAGUCUUUGGUAGCGGGGUGUUUGUCAAACCCUUUAUCUGCAUUAGGAAACGCAGACUACACGUUUCUACCCAAACAGUAUAGAAACGUUUUGGAGGACACUUUUGGCAAUGCCCUUGUGCAACUUAAUCAUAUAUAGUAUUUUAUGGCUAUUUUAA
Messenger RNA from Physcomitrium patens, 2603 nucleotides. RefSeq lists its product as uncharacterized. Gene Ontology annotation, molecular function: DNA binding; DNA-binding transcription factor activity. The record is from RefSeq and is a predicted model, not a curated record. Lineage: Eukaryota; Viridiplantae; Streptophyta; Bryopsida; Funariales; Funariaceae. Gene Ontology annotation, biological process: regulation of DNA-templated transcription.